Molecule: messenger RNA, 1414 nt
Organism: Panicum hallii
Lineage: Eukaryota; Viridiplantae; Streptophyta; Magnoliopsida; Poales; Poaceae
Product: translation initiation factor eIF-2B subunit alpha-like
Biological process (GO): translational initiation
Cellular component (GO): eukaryotic translation initiation factor 2B complex
Molecular function (GO): translation initiation factor activity; guanyl-nucleotide exchange factor activity
Source: RefSeq, a predicted model, not a curated record
GACGGCCGAGAUCAUCCCUCACCGAGCCACAGCGCACUUGGUCUCCCUCCUCUCCUCCGACCUCAGCCCCCCGUCCUCUCCCCUGCCAUGGAGCCCGACGCCGCCCAAAACCCUAACCCUAGCCCCGCCCCGCCGCCCAUCUCCGCCUACUACCAGACGCGCGCGGAGCACCACGCCGUCGUAUCCAGCGACUGGCUGGCCCACGCCGCCGCCGCCGCGGCCGCCAACCCCGGCGCCGAUGCGGCGGACGCGGCCGCCGCUCCGCCCCCGUCCCCGGGCGCCGGCGGCGUGAUCGAGGAAUUCAACUUCUGGCGCCGCAAGCCCGAGGCCGCGGAGGCGGUCGCCGCCAUCAUGGCGCUUGCCGCCGUCAUCCGCUCCAGCAGAGCCACCACCAUGAUGGAGCUCGAGAUCGAGCUCAAGAAGGCCUCGGACAAGCUCAAGUCCUGGGAUGCUACUUCCAUUUCUCUAUCUGCUGCUUGUGAUUUGUUCAUGCGGUUUGUAACGAGAACCUCACAUCUGGAGCAUGAAAAGUUUGAUGCAGCAAAAUCACGCUUAAUUGAGCGUGGAGAAAAAUUUGGAGAGAUAUCAUUAAAGGCUCGCAAGACAAUUGCAAUGCUCAGCCAGGAUUUCAUUUAUGAUGGAUGUACUAUGCUUGUACAUGGGUAUUCCAGAGUGGUAUUGGAAGUUCUAAAGCUAGCUGCAUCAAAUCACAAGCUCUUACGGGUACUAUGCACAGAGGGCAGGCCAGACAGAACUGGUUUAAGAAUGUCAAAUGAACUUGCAGCAUUAGGCAUCCCUGUUAAGGUGCUAAUUGAUUCAGCUGUUGCUUAUUCCAUGGAUGAAGUUGACAUGGUAUUUGUUGGUGCUGAUGGGGUUGUUGAGAGCGGAGGAAUAAUCAACAUGAUGGGCACUUAUCAGAUAGCUCUUGUGGCUCAUAGUAUGAACAAACCUGUUUACGUGGCAGCUGAAAGUUACAAGUUUGCUCGUCUAUAUCCCUUGGACCAAAAGGACAUGACGCCAGCUCACCGGCCAAUAGAUUUUGGAGUCCCAGUACCCACUGGUGUGGAAGUCGAGACAUCGGCAAGAGACUACACCCCUCCGCAAUAUCUCACGCUUCUCCUGACCGAUCUUGGUGUUCUCACACCAUCUGUUGUGAGUGAUGAGCUCAUUCAAUUGUACCUAUGAUCAUUGAUGUGGAAACUGUUGUCUCAGACGAGGUGUUACUGCUGUUGAAUCCAGGGGUUUUCCUGCCAGUUUUGACUAUAUGAUGUAUCACCUUUAUGGUACCGAUGCGAUGUAUGAAAAGCUCUUGAGAAUAGUUGUGCAAGAGAGGAUAACAAUUUUGUUAGACACUCUCUGUAGCUAGCUAUUGUAAUUCGGUAGCCAUUAACAUCUUGCAUUUCCCUUGCCAGAA